This is a messenger RNA of Cladocopium goreaui, 1620 nucleotides long. Lineage: Eukaryota; Dinophyceae; Suessiales; Symbiodiniaceae. The record is from the annotation of a GenBank genome assembly.
AUGCUUCAGAAAGGCGAUCGGGACAACUUCACCAAAUCGCUCCAGGUUCCCCAUUUCGAACUUCAGGGAAAGGUUCUGGGACUGAUUGGUGGCAGUGGUGGCAUCGGCAGCAAGGUGGCAGCUCUUGCAGAGGCGAUUGGCAUGAAGGUUGUCAUUACAAGUCGAAGCCCAAAGCCCAAUGCGCUACCUCUGGAGGAGCUGCUGCGGACAAGUGACUUCGUCAGCUUGCACUGCCCUUUGAAUGCGGACACCAAGCACUUGAUCAACAAGGACACACUGAAGCUGAUGAAGCCAACUGCUUACCUCAUCAACACAGGCCGUGGCUCCUUGAUUAAGGAGCCUGAGCUCAUUGAAGCCCUGCAGAACAAGACGAUCGCAGGUGCUGGUUUGGAUGUGCAAGAGACAGAACCACCAGCAGCGGACAAUCCUUUGUAUAGCUUGGAGAAUGUCAUUCUGACCCCGCACAUUGGCUGGAAGCGCUUGGAGACGAGGCAGAGGCUCAUGGACAUUGUCGCAGACAACCUGACAGCCUAUCUGUCAGGUCAUGACAAAGACAAUGACAGACAGAUCCAUCGGGAUGAGUUUGAGUUGCUCAUGAAGAAUCCGGAGAUGCAUUUCGUGCUCACCAGAUUUGGAGUGAAUGUGGCAGACCUCCUUAACUUGAAAGAUGUCACAAACUCAGCCAUGCUGUUCGAGGAACGCUCAGAUGUCUACUGUGUUCUUUUUGAGGACAAUACGGAGCAAGAUGAAAACGACGAUGAGGACGAAGACGAGAACAAUUCGCAUGGCCUCAACACAGCGCGUCGGCGCUUGCGGAAGUUAAGCUUUCAAGAGUUCCUGGAGGUCGUCUUGCGUUUGAGAGGUGGCAACAGUGCCACCGUGACUGAUAUCGUGGACCUACGAGAAUACGUGCGACAGCGUUUUGACUGGAUGGAUCUGCGCGUGCAGCAUGCAUCAGUGGGAGGAACUCCGUCGCCGAAUGGGAAGCUAAGAACGAUGAAGUGGGAUGCCCAGUUCGGGGAGAGAGCUAGCCAAUUGAUUUGUCCUGUGCUCAGCCCAAAGGAGCCCCAAACUCCUGCGGAGCUACCACGGCUCUUGGGCGAGGAUCCAGAGACGCCCAAAACGCCCAAGCGAGUCUCCUUGGCGCUGGGGGACGAGAUCAAGUCACCGCGCUCGGAGGACUCUCCCGUUAAAAUGGGUCAACUUCCCAAGGCUUGCCUUCGCAAGAGCGCUCCAGCCAGUCCCUCCGGUGACCCUGUCAUGGCUAAGCUUGAGGAACUAUGUGAUGCACAACAACAGAUGUCCAGAAGGCAAACCACCAUGUAUGCAGAUCUCCUGCAAAAAUACGGCGAGCUUGCGGAGCAGGUGUAUGGCACGCGAGAGCAGCUUCAACAGAUGGCCGCAAGCCCACAGCGGGAGGAGGCCACUGCUUUGACUGAAGAUUCCGAGCGCCACUUGCACUAGCGGCACGGCGCCAGCGGCACUUGCCGACCAUCGGCGCACCCGGCCAUGCAGACGAGAGGAACAAAUGGCCGUGAGGGGCAUCAGUGACUGAUCAGGAGAAACCCUGGAUUUUUCAUGUUUUCUGCAUGUGUUUUUGCCCACAGAGUUGUUGAUUAC